Messenger RNA from Capsicum annuum, 809 nucleotides. RefSeq names its product glutathione S-transferase. NCBI's taxonomy places the organism in Eukaryota, Viridiplantae, Streptophyta, Magnoliopsida, Solanales, Solanaceae. The record is from RefSeq and is a predicted model, not a curated record. The transcript is spliced from 3 exons. Gene Ontology annotation, cellular component: cytoplasm. Bases 54 to 803 code for a protein of 249 amino acids. Gene Ontology annotation, molecular function: glutathione transferase activity; glutathione binding.
AUUACCAAACAACCCCCUUGGUUAUUGGAUCUAUAUAACCAACUCCAAUACACAUGCCUUUAACUCACCAAUUCAACAAUUUUCUCAUCAAAAACUUUAUAUUUUCUUCACAUAAAAUAAUUUUCUUAUCAAAAUUUUUUUAUAAUUUUUUAAUAGCAAAAAUGGCAAUCAAAGUUCAUGGCCCAAUUAUGUCACCAGCUGUUAUGAGAGUUGUUGCUGCAUUAAAAGAAAAAAAUCUUGAAUUUGAACUUGUUCCUGUUAAUAUGCAAAAUGGUGAUCACAAAAAGGAACCUUUUAUUACCCUCAAUCCAUUUGGUCAAGUUCCAGCUUUUGAAGAUGGAGAUCUCAAACUUUUUGAAUCAAGAGCCAUUACACAAUACAUAGCUCACACGUAUGCAGACAAAGGGAACCAACUCUUACCCAAUGACCCAAAGAAAAUGGCAAUAAUGUCUGUAUGGAUGGAAGUUGAAGCCCAGAAAUUCGACCCUGUUGGCUCAAAACUUGCCUAUGAGAUAGCUAUCAAGCCGAUGAUGGGCAAGGUAACGGACGACGCAGUUGUUGCAGAGAACGAAGAGAAAAUGGGGAAACUACUCGACGUAUACGAAGCUAGACUCAAGGAGUCGAAGUACUUGGGUGGCGAUAGCUUUACGCUGGCCGAUUUGCACCAUGCCCCGGGUUUGCAUUACUUGUCUGGGACUAAAGUGAAGAGCUUGUUUGAUGCUAGGCCUCAUGUUACUGCUUGGUGUGCUGAUGUAUUGGCUAGGCCAGCUUGGUCCAAGACACUUGAGUUGAACAAACAGUAAGUGGCG